AAUCAUCUGGCGAUAGUUUGACCUUCAAGUGCUCGCAAUCUUCGUCAGCGGACGAUACCCUGAAGCGUUGCCAUUUUACUGUCCUCCAACUAUGUCGAAACUAUUCGAUUUUCGUAGUUUAGUAUCGUAGCUGAGAGCCGCUGAAGGUCUUUAGUUGGGUCUACGUCCACUGGCUUCGAAGGAAGUACAUGUGAAUGCAUCACACAACAUACCGUGCUAGAAGUCAAUUCCGGAAUUCGAUACUUUUCUUUCAUGUCUAUACCCAAAAGGUUAGUAUUGCAGUGCUAUGAUUUAUGGAGGAAUCAGUGAAAUGCACUCACUAUGUUCAUAGCAGGAAAAUUGGCUUAUACAGUUUCAGUUUCACUCAUGUCCUACUUCAUGAAAGCUUUUAUGAAGUAGGGACCAAUUGUGAGAUUAAUCUCCCGUUUGGGGAAAUCCACAAAGUCCAAUGGCCUUCCAUUAAGUUUUGGGGGAUAUUGGGGAAAACCCGAUAUGUUAGGGAAGUUCCCCAGUUCUGAAUAAAUUUUGGGAUUUUGGUUCUAUUUCCCCAGAAUGUUCUAUAACGGCUUCCCCAAAACAAGUCGAGUUUUCCCAAAAUUAGGAGAUUGUGAAAUGUCCUUUAUCUACGAAUGUCCGAUAACACUGCUCGAGAAACAAUACUACCAGGCUCUGUCUAUUUGUAGCGUAGUAGGAUUAGACCGAAAAUAAAUCAACAGGUUGAUUUUGUCACAAAAGCAGAUCUUUACACUUUACGUAUGUUGGGUUAUAACUUCCAAAUUUUGGGGAAAAAUUUGUCUGUCUUAGGGAAAUUUUGGUAAAGCCGUUAUAGACAAUUUUGGAGGAAAGACACAAAACCCUAAAAAUUUCCCCAAGUUUUGAGAAAUUCCCCAAAAACUGAGGGAAAACCUCAAAAUCAGCAGGUUUGGUACAGCAAAAAUAUCACUAAGAUUAGAUAACAUUCAGUGAGAAUUCGGAUGGGUUAGGAGUUUAGAUGGCUUUUUCUAGUCCUGAAGAUGGGGACCCUGGUCCGAUUUUAUUUCGAAUGCGUUGAUAAAUGAUGCUUCCACCAUAUCAUAAACUGAUUUCUACCGGCUGAUGGUUUGAUGGGAAAGUUUGAACUCAAGUGACUAGUAUUUAGUCCCGGGAUCACUAAUUUUUUAGAGUAUUGUAAAUUUUGAUCGACAUGAAACAUGAUGCAACGUCUGAUAUAGAGUUAUUGUUGAUUAGUUUGAAGACCGUGAUUACCACCUCUAACGGAAUGAAUAAGUUUAAUUUGUCCAGUCUCAGCAUAGACCAUGUUUGAGGUUUCGGGAAUCUGUUCAGCUACUGCUUCUUGAAACCUUCCCAACAGCUCACUAUCUCUUUCAAACAGGUUAACUUUUCGUCUUAAAUGGCUGAUAAAUUAUGUCCUAAUUUUGCAAUAAGACUCAUUUGUUGUUUUGAAGUAUUCGUAAAGAUACCAAAUGGCAGUCCGUUUUAGGUUUUAAUAUUCCAUAGUAGUUGGUUUUAUAUCGAUAGCUUGAUAGGUAAUCCACUGGAUCUUCAAAUAUUAGAUCCGUGGUUUUAAAUUUAUCCGUGCCUACUCAUAAAGGUAGUCGAAUAGUAUUACCAGUUCUAACACAGAAAUUGUGACUCGAAGCGGAGUAUAUGAAUGUUUACUAGGUUUAUUGGGCUCAAUUGGUGUUUACAUUCAGUUCCAUACUGCACUAAUUAGUCAGAGGAAGCACGUCAAUCGCAUCAAACCAUAUUAUUAUUUUAUGGGUUAUGGUCCUGCGAUCUAAUUAACUGACUUUUGUCCGAAAAUAUCGUUUUUUCUAAUUGGGUCUGGACAUCUUUGCAGUAUCGUGAUUUAUUACAUGACAAACCGUUGUCUCUUGAUAGUGGACAGUUACUACAGCUUCGCUUUAUAUCUACUCGUGUUCCUGUUAGCUUUUUUAUCACUUUUUUGUCCCAUAUAUUCAUCUCACCUUGAUACACAACGUGAUAAAUUAGACUGGGACACAUUCAUAUAAACUUCUUUAUUAUUUGUUUUAUUCAUUUUUUUGCAUCACGAAAUAAAUAUUAUUAUGCAUUUUUGUGAAAGCAAAUAUUCUGUUGAUAUUCUAUAUGGUGUUUUAGAAGUUAGUGGAACAAUGUUUUAACAUAACGUAUCUUGGUCUCUUUUCAAAUACUGUUAAUAAAGAAGCUCAUAUGCUAUUUAAUACAUGUUCCUUGUCGGAGAGAUCAUCGUGGUCAAAACAUUGUCCACAGUUCGAUAAUAUCCAAUUGAAAUGUCUACCGAUCGACAAUGGAUCCAAUAGUAUACGAUCUGUACCGAAUGCUUGUUUCACACGUGUCAGUCCAACCAGAAUAGACAAUCCCCGUGUAGUUUUAUUUUCUCUUGAUGCACUUAGUUUGCUAAAUAUUCGUCAUGAAGUUAACCAUCUUGAUGAACAAAACUGUAUAGAGAAAACAGGAGAAACAAAUCAUCUAGUUGAAUAUUUGUCAGGAAACAAAUUAUGGCCUGGUAGUGAUCCCACAGCUCAUUGUUAUUGUGGGUAUCAAUUUGGUAGUUUUGCUGGUCAACUUGGAGAUGGUGCAGCAAUUUCACUUGGUGAAGUGAUCAAUAAACAAGGUGAACGUUGGGAAUUACAAUUGAAAGGCUCAGGUUUAACUCCAUUUUCUCGGCAAGGUGAUGGAAGAAAAGUAUUACGUUCCAGUUUACGAGAGUUUCUAUGCUCUGAGGCAAUGUAUUAUUUAGGCAUUCCAACUACUCGAGCUGCAUCAAUUAUCACAUCUGACACUCUGGUUCAACGUGACAUGUUUUAUACAGGUGAUAAUAUCACUGAAAAAGCCAGUAUAACUAGCAGAGUAGCUAAGACAUUCAUCAGGUUUGGAUCUUUUGAAAUAUCUAAGUCCCCAGAUCCAAUUACUGGGCGUUUCGGACCAAGCGUUGGUAAUUUGACAAUUGUAUCACAACUUACUAAUUACGUAAUACAGCAAUUUUAUCCUCAUAUUUGGUCAGAAUAUUCAAAUGAUAUUAUUAAUUGUUAUGUGGAAUUCUUUAAAGAAGUAGUGAAACGUACAGCUAACCUAGUCGCUCUUUGGCAAACUGUUGGAUUUUGUCAUGGUGUAUUAAAUACAGAUAAUAUGAGUAUUAUUGGCUUAACAAUUGAUUAUGGACCAUUUGGUUUUAUUGAUCAGUUCACUUGGGAUCAUAUAUCGAAUACAUCGGAUCCAAAUGGACGUUAUUCAUAUGCUCAACAACCAAGUGUUUGUGCAUGGAAUUUAGCUCGUCUAGCUGAAUGUUUAAUUCAAGCAUUAAUUGAUCAACAGAAAUGUUCAUCUGAUAAAACAACGAAUAAAGAAUGCAUAUUUGUUGAUAAUCUUACAAAAAAAUUCACUAAUGUUUUGGAUACUACAUAUUUGUCUUGUUUUAAAAGUGUCUAUUUGGAAAGAAUGCGUAAAAAGUUAGGUUUGCUUUAUGCCAAGGAUGAAAUAGAUACAGAACUUAUUCAAAAUUUGUUUAAUACAAUGGAAAUGACUGGUGCUGAUUUCACAAAUACAUUUUUAGCUUUAGAAGAUACUUUAUCACAAGUUGUAUAUCAAAAUAAUGCAGAUUUAUUAAAACCUGAUCUGAUUGUUCAAGAAUGUUGUAGUUUAAGUCAAUUACAAGAAACAUUUGAACCGACUAAUAUGGAAUUACAUCGUCAACUAUCUGCAAAAUUUACUGGUAUUCGUGAAAAUAUCAUAGAUCAACUAGAAGAAACGAAAAUUUUGAAAAGUAAGGAGAAAGAAAAACUGUACAAAGAACUAGAGCAUAUGACAGAACAAGAAUACCAAGAGAGAAAUAAACGUCUAUGGUCUAUUUGGUUACAAGCAUACGAAGAACGUUUAAAAAUUGAUUUCGAAGGGAAUAAUGAUAAUACCAAAACACAAUUCUCUGAACGUUUAAAUUUAAUGCAGUCUGUAAAUCCUCGAGUAGUUCUACGUAAUUAUCUUGCCGAAGAAGCUAUUAAAUCAGCUGAUAAAGGAGAUUAUACAGUUGCACAACAAUUAUUCAAUUCAUUGACCACACCUUUUAAAAAUCCUGAUAUGUCUUUGAAUAACGAGUCUUUUCAUCUUGUAUCCCGGGUUAAAUACCGUCCUCCUGAUUGGUCUCGUAAACUACGUGUUUCUUGUUCAUCUUAACAUCCAUCCACAGUGUAUUUUAAUAUCUUGCUUCAAUAUACGAUACUCCCAGAUGUUCAACAAUUUGGUUUUAAAUUUCAUUACCAAAUACAUCAAAAACACUAAAUAUUAUACCUUUGUUUCAUACUAUCACUCAUUUGUGUCAAGUUACUGUGUUGUUUAGGAGCUGUAUUUUGUUAGUUGACUUCCGAUUCUGUUGUGCUUCCAAAAAGAAAAGAAUAUGUUUUUGAUUUGUGUUGAUGUUUGUGUGAUCAGGCCGUUACCACAAAAUUAGUUGUACUAUCUAGUUUGUUAGUUGAUUAGUUUGUUCAUAUUUGUUUUAAGACCAGUGACCUUCUUCAUCAAAUUGUAUAACAACUAAUAAACAAUAAUCAAUAACU
Messenger RNA from Schistosoma guineensis, 4550 nucleotides. The record is from the annotation of a GenBank genome assembly. Lineage: Eukaryota; Metazoa; Platyhelminthes; Trematoda; Strigeidida; Schistosomatidae.